CUGCGCUGCCACCCAAGCCCAUCCGCCUCCUCUCCCCUGCUCUCCCAUGCUCUUCGGCUUGGCCAUGGUCCGGCGGCUGAUCACCGCGAUACGCUAUGCUCAUGUCCGAGCACCGGAGGCAGAUCACCGAGGUUAGUGACUAGAACCUGGACCCACAGACCAGUUUCCCUCCGCAUCGCCGCAUUUUGUUUCCUUUUUCAUUUCGAACAGGAGCCCUCAACGAACGACGACUGACGACCCAAACAAUGCUCAGGAGGCGGUGCUCCGGCGCCCGAUAGGUGUUCGGCGAAAUGCCGAUGGCAAAAAAGCCCGUCCGAGGAGUUCGUGGCCGCGCCUGUGGCGGUACCAGCGGCUGCACCGGAGCACGCCGUAAUAACUUCCGCCGUCGCCUUCUCCUGCUGCGAGUGCGUGUGCACGUGCGCGCGUGCGGGUCUCCUGCCGGGCGCGCCGACGUGCUGCCCACUGAGACCGGCCGUGGACAAGGAGGGGAGACGGCAACGGCAAGGUACGUGGUUUCUGCGCAGCAGCGGCGAUGCGCUUUGCUCUGCCAGUACCGGUAGCGACAGGCUCCAUGCCUCCAUCUGAUCUGAGCACCUAGCGUCGUUUUCUUUCGCCAUCCGAGUUGUUCGGCAGAGCACGAGAUCUGCCUAGGAAAUCAACGGCCAGAGCUCAUCCCGGCAGUAUAAUAAUUAAUAACUGUGAAAAUUGUUCAUAACACAUCAAGUCAUCAAAUGAUGUAGAGUACUAUUUAAUUCUUCUCUGAUUAUUGUAUCCUUGCGUGCCGCUUGUAAGAUUCGUUAGGUUCAGUCUUGUCGGUUUAGCGUACCAGGUCAAAUUUGCUGAGCAGGCAUGCAGCCGGCCGCCGGCAUGGUUAAGUGAACUAAAUUUACUCAGUUCGAAUGUUAUUACUUCCACAUCAUUUGGGGUGGUUCCAAAUUUGACAACUACUAGUUUAAUACAUAUUCUGAAAUUCUUGAGCUUUCAGAUUCAGUCACCUUCCUGACUUGUUGUUCUGCUCUGAGUUAUACUAACUGGUAACCACAGCAAUGUUAGGUGAACAUGUCUGUUCCCUUGUGUUCAUGAUGAUCGUGAGAUUCGAAACCCCUGAAAAGAUAAUCAAGACAGAGUUUUAUAAGGAGUCGCAGUCUUUCUAAGAAAAAACAAAGGAUGCAUACUACUAAUCACAAAGGUUUCAUAAGCAUCGAUUGUGGCAUCCCGGUGAACUCCUCCUACCAAGAUCCCAGCUCAAAGAUAAUAUAUGUCUCAGACUAUGGAUACGUCACCUCAGGAGAAAACUGCAACAUCUCCUCAGUUUACAUCAAGCCUUCACAGGCAAAGCGCAACCUCAAUGUCCGGUUCUUUCAGCAUGGAGCACGCAAUUGCUACACCCUGAGGUCCUUGGUGGCAGGAAACAAGUACUUCGUCCGUGCGCUUUUUUACUACAGAAACUAUGAUGGCCUUAACAAACUUCCUAUCUUUGAUCUGUACAUGGGGCCAAACUACUGGCAUGAAGAUAAUAUCAGUGUUGUAGGAGCAGUCAAAUGGAUUGACAUCAUAGUUGUCGCUCCUGCUGACUACCUGCAUGUUUGUCUGGUGAACAAAGGGAUGGGAACUCCAUUUAUUUCUGGGUUGGAUCUGAGGCCACUGAGGAUUACUAUUUACCCAGGGGUAAAUGCAAGUCAAUCUCUGGUGCUGAUUAGCUCCAAUCGGUUCAAUUUAGGGUCCACGGACAAUCGCAUAAUGAGGUGA
This is a messenger RNA of Triticum aestivum (bread wheat), 1749 nucleotides long. Its product is annotated as probable LRR receptor-like serine/threonine-protein kinase At4g29180. Bases 1168 to 1749 code for a protein of 193 amino acids. The record is from RefSeq and is a predicted model, not a curated record. Lineage: Eukaryota; Viridiplantae; Streptophyta; Magnoliopsida; Poales; Poaceae. The transcript has 3 exons.